GUUGGCAGCUUGACGUAGCUCCCUUCCAGUUGGUCAGUGGCUCGUGAGUGCAGUUCGGUCUGUUGUCCAGGCGGCUGCGCGUGCUGCCGUGCCUGGCUGUAGUAUAUAAACGCGGUCAACGGUCAGAAAUCACAACAGUCAAGCUGCUCAAAACGUUAACGGUCUGUUAUUGAUUCCCCCCAAACCAUUCACUUCUCAUCUCCGCUACCGGCAUCCGUGCCCGCUCACAAGCCGGGGGAGAGGGGGUCCAGCGCGGGGCGACACAGCAUGGACCCCCAAAUGAAGGAUCGAGCCAGCCCGGCGGCGGGGGGCUUCAGCGGGCGUCUGGCCUCUCUGGGAGCCGACGGGGGUGACUCGGAGUCCGGAGCCGGCUCGGAGGAGGCUGCCGUGGGCUGCUGCAGCGAUACGUUCAGCAGUCUGCCCGACAUGGAGCAAGAGACACUGGAGGAGAAAUUAAGAGGACUGGCGUUCAGAAAACAGACCUCGUAUCGGAAAGCGAUCUCCCGUUCAGGCCUCCAGCACCUCGGACCACCCCAACCCGCCCUGCCUCCUGCGUCCAACGGGCCCAACAAGGAGCUGCGCGCCGGCGUGGACUGGACGGAGAACGCAGUGAAUGGGGAUCACCUGUGGAUGGAGACGAGUUGUUCAGGAGAGCUCUGUUAUCUCGGGGAGGACACCUGCCUACUAAAGACCGCAAAGUCGGCCCCCAGGAGGAAAUGUGCUGUCUGUAAGAUCGUUGUUCACACUGGCUGCAUAGAGCAACUAGAAAAGAUUAACUUCAGAUGCAAGCCAACAUUCAGAGAAGGAGGAUCCCGGUGCCUCAGAGAUCAGAACAUACUGAGACAUCACUGGGUUCACAGACGAAGACAGGAGGGGAAAUGUAGACAGUGUGGAAAGAGUUUUCAACAGAAGUUCUUCCACAGUAAAGAAAUCAUCGCCAUCAGUUGUUCCUGGUGUAAACAGGCUUUCCACAAUAAGGUGACGUGUUUCAUGCUGCACCAGAUUGAGGAGCCGUGUUCACUGGGGGCCCACGCUGGAGUCAUAGUACCACCCUCCUGGAUCAUCAAAGUCAGGAAACCACAGAGCUCACUUAAGAACUCUGCCAGGAGAAAAAAGCGGACAUCUUUCAAACGAAGGACAAGCAAGAAGGGACUGGAUGAGUCUAAAUGGCGUCCGUUCAUGUUGAAGCCCCUCCCCUCACCUCUCAUGAAGCCCAUCUUGGUUUUUGUCAAUCCCAAGAGUGGGGGCAACCAGGGAGCCAAGGUGUUACAGAUGUUCAUGUGGAUCUUGAACCCUCGACAAGUCUUUGACCUGUCACAGGGUGGGCUGCGAGAGGCGUUGGAUUUGUAUCGGAAAGUGCCAAAUCUGAGGAUCCUUGCCUGCGGAGGGGACGGCACGGUGGGGUGGAUCCUGUCCACUCUAGAUGAGCUGCAGAUGAACCCCCAGCCUCCGGUCGCUGUUCUUCCUCUGGGAACAGGAAAUGACCUCGCCAGGACGCUCAACUGGGGUGGGGGUUACACAGAUGAGCCGGUGUCCAAGGUUUUAUGUCACGUGGAGGACGGUUCGGUGGUGCAGCUGGACAGGUGGAACCUCCUAGUAGAGAAAAGUGAUGCGCAGCCAGAGGAGGGCACACAGAAGCUGCCUCUGAAUGUGUUCAACAACUACUUCAGCCUGGGAUUCGAUGCUCAUGUCACCCUGGAGUUCCAUGAGUCCAGAGAGGCCAACCCAGAAAAGUUUAACAGUCGCUUCCGCAACAAGAUGUUCUAUGCAGGAGCUGCGUUCUCAGAUUUCCUCCAGAGAAGCUCCAGGGAUUUGUCCAAACAUGUCAGAGUGGUGUGUGAUGGUACCGAUCUAACGCCUAAGAUCCAGGACCUGAAAUUCCAGUGCAUUGUGUUUCUAAACAUUCCAAGGUACUGUGCUGGCACCAUGCCGUGGGGAAACACAGGCGACCACCGGGACUUUGAACCGCAGCGCCAUGACGACGGCUGCAUUGAGGUUAUUGGCUUCACCAUGGCCUCAUUGGCGGCGCUACAGGUCGGCGGUCAUGGAGAGAGAUUGCACCAGUGCAGAGAAGUCAUCCUCACUACCUUCAAGACCGUACCUGUUCAGGUUGACGGUGAGCCGUGUCGACUGGCUCCCUCCACUCUCCGCAUCUCCCUUCGAAAUCAGGCCAACAUGGUCCAGAAGAGCAAGAGACGCACCUCUGUGCCCCUGCUCAACGAUAUUCAGAAGGUGUGUGCAGCUGAUCUGCGCCGCCUCUCUGCUCCCCCAGACUCCUUCUCUGUUCCUCACGCAGUUCCAGAUCGUCUGCGUCUGCGAGUGAAUCGGAUCAGCCUCCAGGAGUACGACCGACUGCAGUACGACAAAGAACGACUACGAGACAUCUCCAUCCCAGUAGGCAUUGUGGUGGUGAGGGGGGACUGUGACCUGGAGACAUGCAGACUCUAUAUUGACAGAUUACAAGAGGACUUACACCAGGCGCCAUCUACUGGCCACAGAGUGCACUAUCAGGAUGAGUGCAGAGGCGUCCCCAGGUCCAGUUCAACCAGUAGACUCUCUCCCAACUGGAGCUUCUUGGAUUCCACAUCAGCUGACCGCUUCUAUCGCAUUGACAAGGCUCAGGAGCACCUCCACUUUGUGACAGAAAUCUGCCAGGACGAAGUGUUUAUCCUGGACCACGAGGGACCAGUGGUGAGCCAGGGAUCGUCCACGGGGAUGCCUGAUCUGGUAGUGGAGCCCACUGUGGGCUCUCCCCUGACAUCCGAGGAACAAGCACUGCUGACAGCUGCCAGUACAGGGGAUCUUAACAUGCUGUCAGAGUGUGUGCGUCGAGGCGUCAGCUUGUUGGUUAGAGACUCUGGAGGUCGUUCAGCGUUACAUAUAGCUGCCCAGAAUGGACACACAGACGUGGUCAGCAACAUACUGCAACAGGGCUCUAAGGUGCUUCUGGAUUUGACAGACAGAGAGAAAGGGGACACUGCAUUGCACAAAGCAGCCUCAGAGAAGCAGCAUGCUGUGUGUCGAUUGCUUGUGGAGGCCGGGGCGUCGCUGGAGAAGACCAACUUCCAGGGGAAGACACCAGCGGACCAAGCGGAGGGAGACUCGGCGCUCGCCACCUACCUGAGCACCCAACAACACACAUCUUCUGCCACCCGCGAAGACCUGGAGACGGCUGUCUGAGGCGCACACACACUCACACACACUCACUCUGUCUCUCUGGACUCGUAGUGGAGACGAAUCUGUAAAAGUGUUUAAAAAAAACAAAAAACGAACAGAGUCUGGAUUUAACUUCAGUGUCUCCACAGACGGAGAGACAAAUCAGAGGAGUGAACUGCUUCCGCUCACAGCAACACUGCAGUGGAGAUUUUAAUGGUCAACUAUUUAUUUGUAUUUAUUUAUUCAUAUUAUAUUUAUUGGUUGUUCUGAUUGAUUGACUGAGUGAUUGAUUGUAGGACUAUUAAUGGUUCAGGAUGCAAGUGCACUUUGAGCAGCCGCCACGGGUCGUGAGUUCACUUGUCGUUUAGGAGAGCCGAACUUAUGAUAACAUGUUGUUUAUUUUGGUCACAAUUGGUAUUUUAAGAAUGGGUUUUCUUCUACAGUCACUGAAAAUGUGUCGAUCAAGCAUUGAAAAGCAGUUAGAAGUUAUUUCUGUAGAAAAUAAUCGAAAUUUCUUAAAGUUUCUUUUCAGAACUGAUGGACAUACUAAAGGCUUAUAUGUUUACCCCAUGAAACCUGUGUGCCAAAGACAUUGCACUGACGUAGUGUCAUAUCUAAUCUAUUAUUUCAGUAAUGUUCCCAGAGUCUAUCACAGUGGUCGGUUUUCACAUUCUCAUUAAUCUCCAAAGCUGAUUGCUGUUGUACCAAAUUAUGUAAUGAUAAUGUUUCAUUCACGCUGUUUCAUUCAGCAUCCGCAUUACUGGGUCAACGGAGGGCUUUGAUAACAUUACAAGGCUAAAACGAUCUCAUUUCAACUGUCUCGCAUUAGUUUAAGUACGGAAGGAAGUAAGUGAGGAAGGAAGAAAUCUUUAUUUUUAUAGCACCUCUUGAAACCAGAGCUACAAACUGCUUCACAAGUGCACAUGAACCCGAAACUGACACAGAACAAUUACAGGCAGUGGUCCAAGUUUGAGAAAUUUAACAAAAUAAAAGACAAAAAAGUUAUAAAAAGUCCAGUCUGCACAAGGAGGUUUUGAAAGGCUCAGCUGACCUGUUACUGAGGGGCGUCGGGAUCCCCUAAGGGGCCCAGAAAAUAAAUCUCAAGGGUCGCAUAAAUGAUUAAGGGUAUAAGAAAGAAAAAUAUAUAUUUCUGUCAUACAAAAUAAUGUUUAUUUUUCUCUAAUACUUGAUGCUUUCAUCUUUUCAGGCCUCUAAAAGCCUUUCGAACUAAACAAUCGAAAAAGAAGGGGGGGAAAAAUCGCUCUUUGGUCCAACUGCUCCCCGUGGAUAUUGAUUUGUUUUAAGGUGUCACAAGCCAAACAGGUUGGGAACCACUGGUUUAUUUUACCACUGGUGUUGGAGCCAUUUACCUUGAUCGCAGCAUUUGCCAGACAUGGUGAAAUGGUAAAUGGACUGUACUUGUAUAGCGCCUUUCUAGUUUUACGACCACUCAAAGCGCUUCACACACUACAUAUCGCAUUCACCCCAUAUGGCAGAACUGCCCACCAGUAUUAAAUUAAUCAUUCACACACACUGAAGGCACAGGGAGCGAUUUGGGGUUCAGUGUCUUGCCCAAAGACACUUCAACAUGUGGGCUGAGGGAAGCCGGGAUCGAACCGCCGACCUUCUGGCUGCUCUACCACUAAGCCACAGCCGCCCUGACAAUUGAUAUGACAAUUCUUGGUGCAAAAUAUGGUUGAAAAAUCUGAAACCUUUUUUAAACAUAGUCAAAAUAAUCUUAAACUGGAUUCUAACACAAACAGGGAGCCACUGUAAUGCAACUAGAGCUGGAGAGAUGCUAUGCUUUGAGCGCCCAGUUAGGUUUUAUUAAAUAACCCGAUUUUUGGCUCCGUGUGGUCCGUCUUUAAAACCCAGACUUUUUAUUUUAUGAACAAUCAUUAGUAUCCUGUUUUUACUAUUUCAUUCCACCACAUGUUGGACUUGUUGUUGGUCCCCAGUGGAGUUUGCCUGGUUCAGCUGAUGUGCUGAUAUUUAGUUUUAUUCUUGUCGUAGUGGAAGAAUUCUCUGAACAGGACUCGGUGAUAUGGAUAAAAGUCAUUAUUAAGAUAUUAAUGAGGGUAUUUUGAUAUUUAUUUGUAUUACACUAUGGAAAAUGUAUGCAAAAUUGUGUAUAAAAUCACUUUAUUACAUGGGACCAAACUCAUGUAUAAAAAAACAAACUUCCAAUAACUUUUCACUUGUUAGGUUUUAAUUACAGCUUGCUCCGAAUCAUUAAUUUGGACAACAGAAAUAAAUAAAAACACAAUAAUGACAAAACAACGGCACCCAGCAGGAAUGAAGUGCAACAUAAAUUACUUUUACAACUGAUUUACAUAGAAUUUUUCUCUUAUUUGACACAAAUUUCAAUCACAAAAUUAACAUGUAUAUAUAUAUAUAUAUAUAAAUUUUACAUUCAAACAAAAUGUGAUCCUUGACAGCAGAAAAAUAACACGAUAUGAUGCCACUGAAAGUAGAGAAACAAUAUUGAAUUAUUGCCCAGCUCUAUCACUCAAACUGAAUUCAGAGUGAAGAUUAGUCCGGUAAUCAACAGGAAAUUAACAGGAAACUAAUCUGACGAUUGAUUAAUCAUGUAAGUCUUUUUUUUUGUGUGUAAAACCCCCCAAAAUUUGCUGGUUUCAUACUCUCAAAUUUAAAUAUUUGCUGGUUUUCUUAGUCUUCUAUGAUCGUAAAUUUAAUAUCUUUGUGUUUUGGACUGUUGGGAAAAAGUACAUUAUACAUUUUACCGACCAAAAGGUUCAUUGAUUAAUCUGAAAAGUAAUUUUCAGAUAAAUUGAUAAUAAAAAUAAUCUUUGGUUGCAGCCCUAAUUCAGAGCAUCACAGGAGUAAAAGUCAGUCGUAAUCUUUCCCCACAAGACUAAAUUAUUUUAAAUCAAUUAAAUAAAAAUUUUGCAUCCAAACUAGUUUUUGUCAUAAGCAAGUAAUCAAACAAAACAGUAUUAAAUCGAUCAUAUCCAUCACUGACUGGACCAGAUCUGAUUAUUUUGAAAGCACCAGUAUCGGCUUAGUAUCGAGAAAAACCAACACAUUUGUUCAACCAUAAGUCCUUGUGCUGGUGUUAUUUAACGUUCAGCAAGUGCAGCCAGUUCAUUGUGGAGGACACACCAGACUAUAUUUAAAAAAAGGGCCGUUUUGAAGCAUAAUCACUAACCUGUUAAUUUUCAAACGUCUGACUCUCCAGCUGCCGUCACACAAAUAUUUUAACUUUUCACACGGGGAUAGUGUGUAUCUGGUACUCCAGACCCAACAAGGCUUUUCACACGCAGCUUGUGUGUGUGUGUGUGUGUGUGUGUGUGUGUGUGUGUGUGUGUGUGUGUGUGUGUGUGUGUGUGUGUGUGUGAUAAUAUUCCCCAUUCCAUAUCAAAUCUGAAAAGACAAGUCAGUACAACUGCAACAGAAAGAGACGUAAGACUCUGCUCUCCGUGCAGCAUGUACAUAACUACAGACUGUGUGUUGUGUUAUAAUAGUGUGUGUGUGUGUGUGUUUCAUGUGUAUGUGAGUCUUUUCAUGUGUAUCUCAAGUACACAUUCCCAUGUGUGUGUGUGUGUGUGUGUGUGUUUGCAGCAUUUAUCCAAGAAGAAAAGAAAAAUCUGAGCCAUAUUCAAUGCAAUAUGAAUAUAUGUGACGUCUUUUUGCAUUUCUCUAUUAAUCGUUUACAUUACAUUAAUGUUUUUAACAUAGUCGACCAUUUAGCACCGAGGAGUAUUGAAUGUGCAAUUUUACUUCAGUGCUGGUUGGGUGUAUGAUUGUCUUGUUAUUUUUUUUAUUUUUUAUUUUGUGUGCAUGUAUGUCAGUGGAUUGAACUUUUAAACAACCCUGUGAGGUCUGUUUUGAUAUAACCUGUUAUAAACUAAAAUUGAUACAUAAAGGUGGACCUGCUUUCCCAAGUAUUUGUGGGGACACUGAAACAUUUUAAAGACUCAGAUGUAGCCAUUGUAGAAGUCAUACUACCUACAUUAAUGCAAAACGUGUUGUAGAUUUGUUGGAAAUCCCGUUUUCAGCUGCCACAAAGAUUAACAGACUUUUUUACGAGUCAUUUCUUACAUUUUAUGUUUCCAUUUGUCCAUCAUUAAAACCUCCUGCAUGAGGAAAGUUUUAUUUGAAAAUAGAGCUGUCACACAGUGAGACAGUGAGCACAGCAUCUUAACUCAAGGUCCACUUGCUAGACGUCUUCGUGGCCUUCCUUGAUGCGGCUGAAAGCCCCAGAAGAUAUCUAGUAAGUUGACCUUAAGUUAAACAUUAUUAUUAGAUUAUUUUUCAGUAUAUAGAAGUGUAAAUUCUUUCUUAAUCAUCAUGUAAGAGAUAACAGGCAACAAGGUGUCCUUAUUACUGUGUGUGUGUGUGUAUAUAUAUAUAUAUAUAUAUAUAUAUAUAUAUAUAUAUAUGUAUGUGUGUAUGUAUAUAAACACAGUUAAAACAUUUUUUAUACUUGUGCCGAUGCAAUACCUGAGUUUUGGUCCCGAUAUUCUCUUUUGAGAAAUAUAAAUAUGUUUUUCUACAAAGCCCUUUUUUCCAUAUUUCCAAAGUAAACAAACUUUUCAAAUGUUAAAUGUUGUCUAAACACAAAUUUUCCCUAAUUAACAAAGACUAAUAAUGACAGAAUUGUCAUUUAAAGGGUCACUCCACCGAUUUUACACAUGAAAGUCAGUUUACUCGUCAUGGUUAGUCCUACUCAGCCUGUGGAAACGUGUAAUGUAUAUAAUGUUUUUAUAGCACCUAUAUAAUGUCUUCUGUGGCUUUGAAGGGAGCUGACAGUCGGAGAAAAUAACCCUGAUGACCAUUUCAGGCUUCAGACAAACUGUAGAUGAUGAUUUGAUUUGUAUUAUGGGAGAUUCCAGUGUUUUGGGAGCUCGACCCACAUUAGGGACUAAAAGUCAGGGUAUCUCGGCCUCUGCUGCUUUGACUUUGAACGUUAUUUUUUAAAUCCGUCUCUCACAAGCUUCACAACUUUAUGGAAGUGCAACAGUAAAUCACUGGAGUGACCCUUUACAUAAGGAACUAUCUAAUCAGAGAAUAAAGGAUUCAGAUCUGAUCAGACAUUUGAUGCCAGCUUUGAUACUUAACAGUUUUUAUUAUUUUUAAACUGGUAACACAGCGUGAUGCAUCAGUGUUGCUGCUAUAUUAACAUGCUUAAUGCACUGAUUUAGAAAAGCUGUUAAGAUGUUGCCCCAAACUAAGUUUCUGAGGUGUUUUCUUAGUAAAUAACUUCAAUUACAGAGACAAUAUACAACAAACGUGACUCACAUACGCAACACACAAAACAAAGAAAAAGAAAAUACUUUUGCUUAUUUGCAAUUAUAGCCUCAGUGUCUGGCAAACAAAUGAAAAGUCCAAAAAAGUCUUAAAAUCAAAAAUACAUUUUUAAUAGACACUUUCCAGCCAAUCAGAAACCUUUUUUUUCAUAGCAAUGGUAUAAAUUAAGAUAAAUGUUUUUUUGGCUUUGGGAUGAUAAAACUAUCUGAAACUAUUUUAAGUGUUAAAUUCAGGGGUGUUGAAAUAUAAAAAAGUAGAACAAUGAUGGUUUGAGGUAACUGAUUUCUUUUUUAUUUUAACCUAAAACUCACACGACAAUCUUUGCUUACAGCUUUUUGUUAUUUGAUGUUCUGCUGCACUUCUGAGUUCUUCCUUGACUAAUUCCACAUUUAAAGCCUCUCAGAUGUCAAAGUAUUUCCUCCCUUUUCACAAACGUUUGUGGUGCAGGACUUCUAUGAUGGCUACCACUGUCGACAUCCAACACUGAGACCUUCCUCUGAGUGUCUGGAGACUAUAAAAUAGGCAAAAUGUAUGUAAAUGAAAUCCUUAAAUUGAACUAAAUGUAAAUGGUGAUGACAUUUUCUAUGAAGUGACUGUGGUAAUAAGCUAGGCCCGCUCUGAAUGACAUGCACACACGCUUCUUAUCACUCUUUCUAUUGAGUAGAAACAUGACUUUGUAUUAAAUUGUGUCUCUCAUCAGCGUUGGUUAUGCAUGGCAUUUUCUUACCUCCUUGGGAGUUAUUUUCUGGUAAUGGAAUAACAAGAUGGCAUUAUUGUUGUUUAAACUAUUAAAUUAUUAUAGUUUUAAAUGAUUUCUACCUGAGUUUCCUCUUAGGUUGGACAUGUGUUUGGUGUUUUCUUGUUUUUCUUUUGCUUUUGUAUUUCUUUCUUUUUCUGCUGAUGAUGAUGGGAUUACUUGAAGUUUGUUGUUUUGUUUUAUUUUAUUAAUUUGUUAAAAAGAAGAUGUGUUGCUGGAGUUUCGCUUCUGACAUUAUUUCUUGAUUGAAUGAUUGUUGGGGAUCAUUAUUAAACUGUGGGGUUUCCUCAUUCUUAAGACAAAAAAACAACAUUUAUCUAAACAGGAAAUCAACUGCCAUUGUGAAAAAGUCACUUCAUGCUGAUUUAAACAGUCCGUUGCAAAGGUACUCUAAAGAUGUAAACAUGCUAGCAUUUGCUAAUUAGCAUUAAACACAAAGUGCAGCUGAGGCUGAUGGGAAUGUCGUCUGUUUUGCAGGUUUUUAGUCAUAAACCAAAGUAUUGGACAAAUAAAAAUUUUGACCCGAUGAUGGCGCUAGAGGAAAAGUCCAGCACUAAAAAGAGGACGCUAAUGUGUUCAUUAUAGUGAGGAAGGCGCUAGAGGAAGUCAGGAGAUCUUCAAAGACACAAGGAUUCAUCAUCUGGGGAUCAUGAAUGUUGUACAAAAUUAAAAACAUUAUUUGCCAGAAAUGUAUAUCUAAUCUAUUUACAUCAUGAUUUUUAUUGACAUACACUGACAUACUGAGACUGACAGCUAUUUACAGGAAGCUAUACCAAAAAUAUAUCUAAAUUUACAAGAAAUUAUUCAAUUCAGACCUUUUGCAACAGAAACUAUUAUUAAGUUUUGAUUUAAAUAGUGACGAAUCUGCUCCAAGUAAAGUAUUUCCCAAUAACGGACAGUUUUCCUUCCUCUGCAGCACCAGACGGGUGGCGUUAAGCCCAUCUGGACCGUUUUAACUGCAGGGGAAGUUGGAAGCUUUCUACACUUUGCCCAUCAAAAAGUUCUGGCACUUUGGUGGACGUGAUCAAACUAUGAAAGUUAGAUUUAAACGGCUAUUUUUCCUUCCAUCACACUGAUUUAACAUUUUACCGCUGGACGUUGGCACUGUAUAAAAUUUUAACAGACUGCUACUUGUACAAAAAGCUACAUGAAUAUGUAAUAUCAAUAAAUUAGACUCUUCUCUUGUAAGUUGUUGCAGUCAUUUAAAAAACACUGUCAUAGAAAUAAUGAAGGUAAAAUGUACAGUAAAGUUUUGAAAACCUUAAAAGCACAUGGUGUCUCAACACUAAACAUGGUGAGGGGGUUUUAAGGUUAAAAAAAAAUUGCAUUAUCUUCAUUUUUAAAAUGUUGAUGUAGUUUUGGAAAGAUGCCUGGAACAUUUACAUCAGCACAGAUUACUUAUCAAGUUCUCAUAAAAUCUGAUAACUUCGGAGUAUACGCUUUCUGUAAAUCAUUAUCAAUCAUUAUUACAGGGUGUGUAAAGGUAUGUUAGUGUCUCUAAUCUUAUAAUCAGAAUGCUGCUGUUUCUAAAUCACGCAGCAAGCAGUGACCCUGUGUGAUAACUGUGUGUUUUAAGAGGUCAUUUACUGUAUGAACCUCUACUGCCAGUAGAGACAGUUUAAUCUCUCACAUCUUCCUCCUGCAUGAUAUUUCACUACUUCAGUCGUACAUAUUUCAGUCGUAAACUAAACAUGAUUAUGAAACCAUUCAGAAUAUAAUCUGUCGUUAUAAAUCCCAUCAGCGCUUAAGUGUUUCACUUAAACGAGAUAUGAACUGUGACCCAUAUGUACUGUGUAAGGAAGCACCUUGAGUGUGACAUGAGAGUGAGACAUUUUUCAGGCACUCGCAAAGUCAAAUACACAAGCUCACUGACUCACAGCCGGGGAUUUCCUACAAAGUGUUACUACCAUCGUUUUAUAAAACGGACAACAUUCCUGCGGUUGGCAAAUCAGCUUACUUAUUUCAGUAUUUGGACAACACAAGUUUGUAGUGUUGUGUGGAAGCCCAUUUCCACCAGUAAAAACAAAAUAGAUGAAAAGUCACGAAAAAAAUACGCUUGGUAAGUCAUAAUAUUGAUCACAUAAUUCUUUCUCAUAAUUUAAACAUUCAGAUGUUUGAAAAUGGUCACCACGCAAAAGUUUAUACCAACAGGCUGAUCCAAUCCAUCCAACCUGCAGGAUGAUAAAACAACUCAAAACAAUUAGCUGUUCAUGUGUUAUAUACAUGAAAAUUCAAUCAAAAGUGCAUCAACCUCAAAGAGUGGGAGUGCAGAGACAAUAAUCAAUAACUCAGUAACUUUUUAUCUCAUAAUUUUUCUCAUAGUUCAGACUAUACUAAGUCAAAAUUUUACUUGUGACGCCUUAAAAAGAAGCAAUGUCUACCUGCAACCCUUUGUCACCUGUUGCAUUACGUCUACAAUUUGGGGAUUAAAUUAUUCAGUAAUUCACGUGAAAACAAUUAGAGGAAAGUUGUUAAAAUAAACCAUUUUUGGUGGCAGAAAUGUGUUUUUUUGCUGUUGUUUUUAUUAUCUAAGGUCUGUUUCCUUUAUUUUGUUAUAGCAAGAGUAAGAUUUAACCUGUCUGCUGAGUCAGCCUGCAGGUGAGUCAUAGAUCUUGUGUCAACAUUUAUCGUCGGUACAAGUGCAGGUUAAGAUUUCAAACAAUAAAGACACCACUGCAGAUUUCCUUUCAAGGGGCCCAGCCCAUGGUUCAAUAACCGUUACUGCACUUGAAAUGUCAGUAAGGAUGUAAACUUCUUCUUUAUUAUUUUAGUUUGAUUGUCACAGGUCCCCUUUUCUCACAGUGCCAAAAAUGAAAGUGUGUUGAUGUUAAACAAAGUGUCUUUGUUGCUGAGGUGACAUUCAAACACCACGAGGAUCUGGAAGUUUCUGUCCCACAAAAAAAAUUCCCAACCUUUACUUUGUGAUUAACUUGGUGGAUUGUUUUUUUUAUGUUUAUGGGAAGAAAAGAAGGAAAUAAAAACAUGUAUAUAAAUUUGAGAGGCAUAAUGACAAACAUGCCAGCCUGUACAGUUGUAACAUCCUUUGGGUAACGUCAUCAUUUUAGAAUAAAUAAAGUUGAAACCCUU
Siniperca chuatsi (mandarin fish) is the source of this 12271-nucleotide messenger RNA. It is a transcript of the gene dgki, whose product is annotated as diacylglycerol kinase, iota. Bases 268 to 3180 code for a protein of 970 amino acids. Lineage: Eukaryota; Metazoa; Chordata; Actinopteri; Centrarchiformes; Sinipercidae. The transcript is spliced from 34 exons. The record is from RefSeq and is a predicted model, not a curated record. Gene Ontology annotation, molecular function: protein binding; ATP-dependent diacylglycerol kinase activity. Gene Ontology annotation, biological process: diacylglycerol metabolic process; lipid phosphorylation; intracellular signal transduction. Gene Ontology annotation, cellular component: nucleus.